Messenger RNA from Helicoverpa zea (corn earworm), 946 nucleotides. RefSeq lists its product as uncharacterized. The record is from RefSeq and is a predicted model, not a curated record. The transcript has 2 exons. Lineage: Eukaryota; Metazoa; Arthropoda; Insecta; Lepidoptera; Noctuidae. Bases 147 to 740 code for a protein of 197 amino acids.
GUGCAGUGAACUAUUAUAAUUGUGUGUUGUGAAAUAAAACUCAAGUAACCCAAGAUCAAGGACUUUCAUUUAUAUUACAUGGUGUCAGAAGUCAAGAAGAACUCAAGUCAAAAAAGUCGAAGUCUGGAAGACAGUCGGUCGCGAAAAUGGACCAGUCGAGUUCCGAGCCAUGCGGCGUGGGCGACCAUAAUGGCGUCCAAGGCCUUAACAGCAAAAUAAAAUCACUGCAAAUUUCGUCAGAUUCCACAAAUAAUAAUGCGGAGGCGUGGAAACGCUGGUGGCAGCAGUUGGAGCUGUAUCUGUUGGCCACGGGUUUGGAUAAGGCACCCGAAAAGCGCAAGAUAGCUAUCUUGUUGCAUCUCAUAGGUGAAAAGGGCUUAAAUAUAUUCAAUACUUUCAACCUCACCAUUGAGAAGACCACGCUUGCCGAAGUCAAGUCCAAAUUUCAGAUUUUUUUUGAGCCCAGAAGGAACAUAACCAUGUGCCGUCACAUGUUCUUCACCAGAAAGCAACAGAAAUCCGAGUCGAUCGAAGGAUUCCUAGCAGAUCUGGAGAACAAAAGCCAAGAUUGUGAAUUUGGAACACUCAGGGAAUCGCUCAUCAGGGAUAUUUUCAUUGCAAAUCUGCAUAUGGAUUUAGCACAUGUACGUCAGAGACUACUCCAGGAACCUGAUCUGACAUAUCAGAAGAUGCGAGAACUGGCAAGAACACUGAUCGUCGCAGGGGAGAGAGGAUGGUGACAGUCAGAAGGCUGGACCUCAAGAACUCUCAUCUCAAUCCUCAAGUAGUCAAAUUGUCACACGUUCAGGUCGAUUUGUAAAGCCUUCUCGUAGGCUAAUAGAAGAAAUAGAUUAAGUAUAUAAUUGUAAUCUAAAUUAAGUCAUAAUUAAGUAAAAACCUUUGUCUAUCAUAACUAUGUAUAAUAAAGUCAAUUUUUGUCAAGUCA